Didymosphaeria variabile is the source of this 1533-nucleotide messenger RNA. RefSeq lists its product as uncharacterized. Gene Ontology annotation, molecular function: allantoate transmembrane transporter activity; dipeptide transmembrane transporter activity. The record is from RefSeq and is a predicted model, not a curated record. Lineage: Eukaryota; Fungi; Ascomycota; Dothideomycetes; Pleosporales; Didymosphaeriaceae. Gene Ontology annotation, biological process: dipeptide transport; transmembrane transport; allantoate transport. The transcript is spliced from 5 exons. Bases 1 to 1533 code for a protein of 510 amino acids. Gene Ontology annotation, cellular component: plasma membrane.
AUGGCUUCGUACACAGCCCAGGACAAAGAGAUCGAGACCAUCCAGUCUUCUCCGCCCGUACACUCAGAGACGUCAUCGCAGUUCGACGAUACCUAUCAAACGUACAAAAAGAACCAAAGCACCGUGACAGACGCCGCAGAAGCGAAAAGAGUACUGCGCAAAAUCGACUUUCGCAUCGUGCCUAUCCUGUUCUUCAUCUAUCUUCUGCAGUAUCUUGAUAAGAAUGGGAUUAAUUAUGCGAGCGCGUAUGGAUUGACGGAGGGGACGAAGUUGCAGGGACAGGACUUCUCUUGGCUUGGCUCUAUCUUCUAUUUUGGAUAUCUUGUUGGUCAAUAUCCGUCUGGAUAUCUUCUGCAGCGCUUGCCUAUAGCUAAGUUUCUAGGGUUCACGACGCUAGGAUGGGGCAUUAUUCUCAUAACAACUCCAGCAUGUCAUAACUUUGCAGGCAUCGCUUCGAAUCGCUUCCUCUUGGGCCUUCUCGAGUCCGCCGUAAACCCAGGAUUUGUCCUCAUCAUGAGCAUGUGGUACACAGGCGCAGAGCAACCCCUGCGACUCGAAGCCUACUAUUGUACGAAUGGCAUCGCAACCAUGUUCGGAGGCUUGAUAGGCUACGCUGUCGGCCACAUCAAAUCUGGUCUUCCGCGAUGGAUGUACGUCUUCUUGAUCUUCGGCUCAUGCAGUAUAGUCAUGGGCGUCGUCACCCUCCUCUUCCUCCCAGAUUUGCCCUCCACCGCGAAGUUUCUCAGCGAACCCGAACGUGUCAUCGCCGUCGAGCGUGUCGCAGCGAACCGUCAAGGCGUAAAGAAUCGUCACUUCAAGAAGUACCAAGCAUGGCAGACGCUGUAUGAUCCCAAGACGUGGAUUCUCUUCGUCAUGGCGACGGGGGCGCAGAUACCAAAUUCGGCUCUGACGAGCUUCAGCUCGCUCAUCAUAAAAUCCUUCGGCGUCGACACGCUCGGCACGCAAUACCUCCAAAUCCCUGGCGGCGCCGUACAAUUCAUCUCCCUCAUCGCGGGCGGCUUCAUCUGCACGCGGUUUCCGAAUACGCGCUGCCAAAUCAUGACGUUCGCCAAUGUAGUCUGCAUCAUCGGCGCUUCGAUGCUCGUUGCGCUUCCAGCAGCGAAUAAAUGGGGCAGACUGGUAGGACUCUGGCUGUGUUACUUCCAGGGAUUGGGGUUUAGUAUGAGCCUGACGAUUGUAAGCUCGAAUGUGGCGGGGUAUACGAAGAAGCAGUUGACGGGCGCGGCGCUAUUUACGGGGUACUGUGUUGGGAACAUUAUUGGGCCGCAGACAUUUAAGGAUGGGGAGAAGCCGGGGUAUCACAGUGCAUAUGUAGCCAUGUUGAUCGGGUAUUCCAUCAAGCUGCUUGCAGUCUUGGUGCUGUAUGCGUAUAUGUGGAGUGUCAACAAGAAGAGGGAUAGGGAGUCGGCAACUGGAAUUCAUCUAACGGAUGAGGAAGAGAAGGCUGCGGUCGAGGCGGGCAUGCUCGACGUGACUGAGAUCGAUAACAAAGGGUUCAGGUACAUCCUAUAA